GACCAAGCAUUUCAGCAAUCCACCUUUGUUACUGCGGGAAGGCACUUCCCAGGGAUAAGACAGUAAGACAUGGCUGAGCAGAAAAGCAAGAGAGACUCCAUUGGAAUGGGUGUGAAGGGAUGCCGGACAAACAAUGGGUUUGUCCAAAAUGAAGACAUCCUGGAAAAGGACCUGGAUCCAGGCAGCCGAGCGGACAGCCCACAGCACUGCACCAUGGGCAUCCUUGGCCCUGGGGAGCCCGACUUGAAGGACAUCCAGCCCUACGCUGGGAUGCCCAAGGAGGUGCUGUUUCACUUCUCAGGCAAGGCCCGGUACCGGGUGCCCCGUGAGGUCCUCUUCUGGCUCACCGUGGCUUCUGUGAUCGUGCUCACUGGGGCCACCAUAGCCAUCAUCGCCAUCUCUCCCAAGUGCCUUGACUGGUGGCAGGAUGGACCCAUGUACCAGAUCUACCCAAGAUCGUUCAAGGACAGCGACAAGGAUGGCAACGGAGAUCUAAAAGGUAUUCAAGAUAAACUGGACUACAUCACAACUUUAAAUAUAAAAACUGUUUGGAUUACCUCAUUUUAUAAAUCAUCCCUUAAAGAUUUCCGACACGGUGUUGUAGAUUUUCGAGACAUCGAUCCCAUUUUUGGAACAAUGAAAGAUUUUGAGAAUCUGGUUGCAGCCAUACAUGAUAGAGGUUUAAAAUUAAUCAUCGAUAUCAUACCAAACCACACCAGUGAUAAACAUGCUUGGUUUCAAUGGAGUCGUGCCCGGACAGGGAAAUAUACCGACUAUUAUAUUUGGCAAAACUGUUCCCAUGAAAACGGCAUAACCACACCACCCAACAACUGGUUAAGUGUAUACGGGAAUUCCAGUUGGCACUUUGACGAACUACGAAACCAAUGCUAUUUUCACCAGUUUACAAAAGAGCAACCUGAUUUAAAUUUCCGCAAUCCUGAUGUUCAAGAAGAAAUGAAAGAAAUUAUACAGUUCUGGCUUGCAAAGGGUGUUGAUGGCUUUAGUUUCGAGGCUGUUAAGUUUCUUCUAGAAGCAAAGCAUCUGAGAGACGAGGCCCAAGUGGAUAAGACGCAGACCCCGGACACAGUCACACACUACUCAGAGCUGUACCAUGACUUCACCACCACGCAGGUGGGAAUGCACGACAUUGUCCGGAGCUUUCGGCAGACAAUGGACCAACAUAGCAGGGAGCCUGGGAGAUACAGGUUCAUGGGCACUGAAGCCUAUGGAGACAGCAUUGAUAGGACCAUGAUGUACUACGGGUUGCCUUUUAUCCAAGAAGCAGACUUUCCCUUCAACAAUUACUUCACUAGGCUAGAGAGUCCUUCUGGGAACAAUGUGUUUGAGGUUAUCACAUCCUGGAUGAAACAUAUACCGGAAGGAAAAUGGCCUAAUUGGAUGAUCGGUGGACCGGACAAUGCCCGGCUGACUUCUCGUUUGGGGAAAGAAUAUGUUAACAUCAUGAACAUGCUUGUUUUCACACUUCCUGGAACUCCCAUUACCUACUACGGGGAAGAAAUAGGAAUGGGAAAUAUUUUAGCCACAAAUCUCAACGAAAGCUAUAAUGUUGAUACCCUUCUCUCAAAGUCACCAAUGCAGUGGGACAAUAGCUCAAAUGCUGGCUUUUCUGAAGGCAGUCACACCUGGCUACCCAUCAGUACAGAUUACUACACUGUGAAUGUUGAUGUCCAAAAGACUCAGCCCAGAUCGGCAUUAAUGUUAUAUCAAGAAUUAAGUUUGCUUCAUGCCAACGAGCUGCUCCUCAACAGGGGAUGGUUUUGCUAUUUGAAGACUGACAGCCAGUUUGUCGUGUACACAAGAGAAAUGGAUGGCAUAGACAGAAUCUUUCUUGUGGUUCUGAACUUUGGAGAAUCAUCACUGCUAAAUCUAAAACAAAUGAUUUCAAGUAUUCCCACAAAAGUAAGGAUAAGAUUAAGUACCAAUUCCACCAACAAAGGAAGUGAAGUGGAUACGCAAGCCAUCGCCCUGGGCAAGGGAGAAGGUCUCAUCCUUGAAUACAACACGAAGACUCUCCUCCAUCACCAAACAGAUUUCAGAGACAGGUGUUUUGUUUCCAAUCGGGCAUGCUACUCCAGUGUGUUAAACAUACUGUACAGCUGUGCUAGACACCUUGAUGAAAGAGACGAAGACACUGGCAUUCUGUUCUGUUCUAAGCAUCUGCAGUAACUUUUGUACAGCGUGCUGCUGGGUAAACUUUAUGAACAGUCAAUAGUCAUUAAUUCUUUGAUAUUUCUGUAGCUUGAAUGUAACUGCUUUAGGAAAGGUUCUCAAAUGUUUUUAAAGAAUAAAAUGUUUAAAAG
Messenger RNA from Molossus molossus (Pallas's mastiff bat), 2321 nucleotides. It is a transcript of the gene SLC3A1, whose product is annotated as solute carrier family 3 member 1. Gene Ontology annotation, biological process: amino acid transport; carbohydrate metabolic process. The record is from RefSeq and is a predicted model, not a curated record. Lineage: Eukaryota; Metazoa; Chordata; Mammalia; Chiroptera; Molossidae. The coding region runs from base 70 to 2187 and encodes 705 amino acids. The transcript has 10 exons.